This is a messenger RNA of Mustela erminea (ermine), 4335 nucleotides long. RefSeq names its product Rho GTPase activating protein 28 (gene ARHGAP28). Gene Ontology annotation, cellular component: cytoplasm. The transcript has 19 exons. Gene Ontology annotation, biological process: regulation of actin filament polymerization; signal transduction; negative regulation of stress fiber assembly. The record is from RefSeq and is a predicted model, not a curated record. Gene Ontology annotation, molecular function: GTPase activator activity. Bases 882 to 2930 code for a protein of 682 amino acids. Lineage: Eukaryota; Metazoa; Chordata; Mammalia; Carnivora; Mustelidae.
CUCAGAGAGAUGGGGUGAAUUUCUUAUCUGAGGCCCCAAGAGAUUGGGUGAAUUUUUUUUACUUAAAGCUAGCAAAUCCCAAAGGUUUUUUGAAUCAAGCCUUAGCCUUCUGACCAUAAGGUGCACGUUUUUGCUCUGCAUUAAUACUUGGUACCUGUUAAGUUAAUUAUCUACAAAUUCUUUUGUUCCUACAUUUCAGUUUAAAAUUCUUUCAGGAGUAGAAGUACUUACUAAAUCAUGAUACAUACAGUGUUUGCUUUUGACUUUGAAAGUACUUUUAAUAAAGUCUUAUAUCUGUUUAGUGGGGAAAAGAAGAAAAGGGGAAAACUGUAAAACUUGCCCUUGUGCACUGCACGAGUUUUCAUAAAUCUCAGCCUUCUUGAGGCUGAUUACACUUUGCGGUCUUCCUUAGGAAAUGGGUGAAAAUUGGAGCUGGGACACAAACAGGAAGGCUGGGAGGCAAAUCUGUCCCACAGGCACUACCUCUUUAAAUAGCUACCGUGCAGUGGGAAUUAGUUCUCCUCCUGCAAGAAACUCCAGUGCCCUUUGUUUCUUUGCCGCUGGGCUGGAGGCAGCCAGUGCUGUCCUGUCUCAGAGGGGGGAGGCAGUGCUCAGAGGGUGUGGGGUGUUGGAUAUGGGCUGGAGGAUGGCCUCCCCAUUUCUAGGCCAUGAGGACACAUGGUCGCACAGAUGUUCCGUAUUUCUCCCUUAAGAAUAUCAUCCGUGAGACUUUUAACCUCCUAAAAGGCAGCUGCAGACUGGAUUGUUUGCAUGUGGUUCACUGACCCUUGUUCUUGGUCACGUCCCACCUUCUUCUUGGGAUAGCUGGUGUAGCCCAGCCCUUAAGAAAAUCUAUUCCUCGGUGCCGAAGAAUUAACAGGAUGCUCUCCAACGAGUCCCUACAUUCUCCUGCAUUUAGCCGAUCCAACUCACAAGCCUCCAUAGACAGCACCUCCAUGGAGGAGUUUUUGCGGGAAAUAGAAAGCAUUAAAGAGAAUAGCAUGGGAGGACAGGAAGAACAGAUACCAGCUGAAGUCAAGCCUGUGGAUGAAGGAGAACUUGAAGCAGAGUGGUUGCAAGACGUGGGUUUAUCAACCCUGAUCUCGGGUAAUGAAGAGGAGGAUGGCAAAGCCUUGCUCUCUACACUGACUCGAACCCAAGCAGCUGCUGUGAAAAAGAGAUAUAAUACUUACACUCAAACCAUGAGAAAAAAGAACAAGCAGUCUGUUCGGGAUGUCAGAGACAUCUUUGGAGUCAGCGAAUCUCCUCCAGGUGAUACCUGUGACAACCAUACUGCUCAGUUGGAUGGAACCCUGGAGGAAAAAGAACUGCCAGGAAUUAUCAAAACAAGUGGGUCCUUGCCAGAUGAUGCUUCUCUCAACAAUACCACCCUGUCAGAUGGGUCCCAAGAUGAAGAAGGGAGUUUUGCAGUUCCUAGGAGUGGCUCUGUGUCUGUACUCGAGACUCUUCCAGCCCUACCAGUUCUCUCCAACGGAUCUCCAGACCCUGCACAGGCAGUUCAGAAUGCAGGGAGUGAUGAUGAUUAUCGGAAAAAAAACAUUCCACCAGAAACUGAAGAGCUGUCCUUUGAAGUAUCUUAUUCAGAAAUGGUUACAGAGGCUCCAAAAAGAAGUAAAUUCAAGAAAUCAGAUUUUAAGAAAGAGGACUAUGCUUUAACUAAAUUUAUUGUCCAGAAAACCAGAUUUGGCCUAACCGAAGCAGGAGAUCUGUCUGCUGAAGAUAUGAAGAAAAUCCGCCAUCUCUCUCUAAUUGAACUGACUGCCUUUUUUGAUGCCUUUGGAAUCCAACUGAAAAGAAACAAAACUGAGAGAGUAAAAGGACGAGACAAUGGUAUUUUUGGCGUUCCACUUACAGUCCUAUUGGACAAUGACCGAAAGAAAGACCCUGGAGUGAAGGUUCCCCUGGUGUUACAAAAAUUUUUUGAGAAAGUUGAAGAAUCGGGCCUGGAAUCUGAAGGAAUUUUUCGACUUUCAGGAUGCACUGCCAAAGUCAAGCAAUACCGUGAAGAACUGGAUGCCAAGUUUAAUGCUGAUAAAUUUAAAUGGGACAGAAUGUGCCAUAGAGAAGCUGCAGUAAUGUUGAAGGCGUUUUUCAGAGAACUACCCACCUCUCUCUUCCCUGUGGAAUAUAUACCUGCCUUCAUCACUCUCAUAGAAAGAGGGCCUCACAUCAAAGUACAGUUUCAAGCUUUACAUCUCAUGAUCAUGGCACUGCCUGAUGCCAACAGGGACACAGCCCAGGCCCUCAUGACAUUCUUCAAUAAAGUGAUUGCCAACGAAUCAAAAAACCGAAUGAGUAUAUGGAAUAUUUCUACUAUAAUGGCACCAAACCUUUUCUUCAGUCGAAGCAAGCAUUCUGAUUAUGAAGAAUUACAGUUAGCAAACACUGCAGCGCACAUCAUCCGCCUAAUGCUUAAAUACCAGAAAAUUCUGUGGAAGGUUCCGUCUUUCUUAAUCAUGCAAGUCAGAAGAAUGAAUGAAGCUACCAUGUUGUUAAAGAAGCAGCUCCCAAGUGUCAAAAAGCUGCUGAGGAGGAAGACCAUAGAGCGAGAGGUUGUAAGUCCCAAGACUUCAAAGGUAUUACAAAAAUCACCCUCUUCGAGAAGAAUGUCUGACGUGCCGGAAGGAGUCAUAAGGGUCCAUGCUCCGCUUCUCUCUAAGGUGUCCAUGGCCAUUCAGCUCACUAGUCACACCAAAGCCAAAGACAUACUGGCAAAAUUUCAAUAUGAGAACAGUCAUGGUUCAUCAGAAUGCUUUAAGAUUCAGAACCAACGGUUAUAUGAAAUUGGAGGAAAUAUAGCCCUCUUGGUGUUUCUCAGCCCAAGUGGCAUCUCCCAGCAUUGUCAACAUGAACUGUGGAGGAGGAGGAGCUGGUUGACUGAGCUGAGGCUUUCUCCUAUGGUUCCUUAAUAAUGGUGAAGGAAAGACGCUGUGAUUGUUCCAGAGGAAAGGCCAAGCUAGUAUAUGGAACUCUGUAAUCAUUUCUAGUACUUUGACUUCACAACAGAAAUGAACUUCGUCUUAUACCUAGAGAUAAAAAAUACUUCUUUAUGUAGCAGAUGCUACACAGACAUGGAAAAGUCUUUGUUUUACUUACGUUAUAUAUAUGUUGACCUUUUUGAACAAGAAUGCCAGAAGUAUCAAUAAUUUCCACCACAGACAUGGAAGAGUCUUUGUUUUACUUACGUUAUAUAUAUGUUGACCUUUUUGAACAAGAAUGCCAGAAGUACCAAUAAUUUCUGCUCUGCAAAAUAAUUCAGAUUUGCUUUUCAAAGGGAAUCAGUUUCUAAAGUUAUGCAUCCAAUAUCGAUGCCCUGACUUGCUCCCAAAUUGGAGGAGGAUGAACUUCUGUUGAAAGAACACUGUAUUGUUACGUAUGUUGUACUGUAUUAUGACUAUCCGCAUUCUGGUGCAAGUAAACAUUUCUCUAUUGUGGGUUCUUGAAAAUUUAUAUUUUUAAAGCUUGUUCUCUUAUGAGCACAGGUUCCCAUAGCAAAGGUUAGUUUGACAGAGGGUGUUCUUAUGCUUUCAUAACCUUCUGUGUAGUUACCAGUCACAGACCUCUAUCUUUUCAUCAUGAUUAUGGUGCUCAAUGAAAAGCUUUCUCUGUGCCAGGCACAGAUUUCCUUUCCUGAUCAAACAUAUCAUUUUUUUAAUAUUUUACAACUGUAGAUUGUCACUUCUGUAGCCCCAGUUUAAAAAUAGAGAAUUAUCUUUAUCCAACUGCUCUUCAUCCAAAAGUACUGAAAAAUACUCUUAUAUCCAGGUUUUAUAUGCUGUAAAAGCAAAUUGUUUCUGUUUAUCAUUCAUAGAUUGGCCAAGCACUGUGGAUUAGCCUCAGACUUUAAAGUCAGAUGCGUAUUUGGUAAGCUGGAAACUGUCUUACUAUGAAGAUUCUGCAGAGCCGUUUUUUAGACCUACAAUCAGUGAGAACACACAGUUUUCCACAAUCUAAUGGAGAGCAAAUCCACAAUGUGCUGAAGGGUCAGACAGCUCUGCCUUUCAUCUUAAGACUACAGAUAUAGGUCUAAGGUUAGCUAGAAAUGGGGACAGAGGUCUCAUUUAUCCUACAUGCAUGCUUUGGAUUAGAAUCCACAGAUUGAGAUUUCAUUGAAUUUAUAAUAAUUUUAAUGAGAUUUAAUGUCCAAAUGACUCUCUUUUGCAGUUCAAACAGUAACGUUAUAAAUACAGAAAACAUUUUACCAAUGCUUUGGGAAAAAAGUGUUUUUACCAAUGUUCCUACUUACCAAUUCUUAAAACAUGACAUAAUAAUUUAAGCCCACAUAUAGAAGAAAUCUUUUUUUUUUUUUUUUUU